Messenger RNA from Hirsutella rhossiliensis, 1821 nucleotides. RefSeq names its product leucine Rich Repeat domain-containing protein. The coding region runs from base 1 to 1821 and encodes 606 amino acids. The record is from RefSeq and is a predicted model, not a curated record. The transcript is spliced from 2 exons. NCBI's taxonomy places the organism in Eukaryota, Fungi, Ascomycota, Sordariomycetes, Hypocreales, Ophiocordycipitaceae.
AUGGCCGCUCCCAGCGAAGCCGGGCCCCGCCGGGUGUCCGACUUCGACACGUCUAUUUUCAAAUCCAGUAUGGCCCGGGCUCUUUCUCCCUCCGAUACAGGCUCGCGAUCCUCCUUCUCCUCUGUCCGAGAAAACGACGAUGGCCUCGCCCAGACCUUUACCCGCUCCAAGGUCUCCUCCUACCUCGAGGCUCCCGAGGACGUCUUCGACGAGUCGCCUUCCAACGACAUCCCCCAGCUCUCCUUUCAACCCCCCGUCACGCACCCCCACAGCAGACUGCAUGGAUUCUGGUUUCCCCCGGAUAGCUUUAAGGGCUGGAAGCAAAUCUCCAUCAAGGGAAAACGGGCCAGCCGAAGCUGUGAGGAUCUGCACAAGCUGCACAUGGCCUGGGAUGAUUCGCCCGCUCCCGUGCCCAAGAAGCAGCCGGGCAGCUACCCGAGAGGGCAGUCUCCGCUCGAGACGCUUCCAAACGAGGUUCUAGGUGCCAUUAUCGAUCUGCUGGUGGUUGAAAUUCCACCCAAUGGGCUCACCACCCGCAAUGCCGACUUGAUGGCCCUCCUCUUGGCCUCUCGAGCCAUGCACGCCGCGACCCUCAACACCCUCUACCGACACAUCACGAUCCCUCACUCGCGCAUCUUCCGCAAGUUCCUCACUACCAUCAACCAGUAUCCGGCGCUCGCCACCAUUGUCAGGCGCCUGGACUUCAGUCAUUUCAACCCUUCCAUGAUCUUCUCCACCGCGAGCGAGAGGGCCCAGACCCAAAACCUGACGACCGAGACCCUCGCCCAAUGCCUGGAGCUCACCCCUUACCUCCAGGAAUUCCUCGCCCAAGAGUACAUCGACGACGAUCUCGGUCCCGCCGUCCUCCAGAAGCUACUGUUUGACAUGCCCCAGCUGCAGGCGCUGGACUUUUGCGCAUGCUCGUCCGCCGCCUUCAGAAACUCGUUCAAGACCGUUCUCGAUGUGCCUUGGCCCGCGACGCUUUCCAUCACCAAGCUCUCCUUUCACAAGUGCCUGAGCCUUCCGUCUACCGUCUUCGAGACCAUUCUCCCUCGCCUCGGUCGCCUCACGCACCUGGAUGUCGCGGGUACGCGAAUCUCGGACGAGGCCUUGGAGAUGAUUCCCACCACUGCCAGGUUGACACAUCUGAACCUCGCAAAGUGUAAGGAACUCUCUUCCGAGGUGGUGGUCAAGUUCAUUGCUACGCACCCGGCGGUGACGGAGACUUUGGUGUUUCUCAGCCUCGCAACCGAAUCGAACAACCACCUCUUGCUCGGCAGGGAAGAUGUGGACAUUCUGCUGCCGCAACUCCCGGCGACGUUAAAAUCUCUCAGUCUGAGGGGAAGCCGAAUGGACGCUUCUCACGUUCCCCAGCUCAUCCGCCUCAGCCAGACUCUGGAAGAGCUGGCUGUCGGCCGUGGGCUAGACAUGAACGACAUCCACCGCAUCUUUAAGCAAGACGACGGUUUCUUGACGCAUAACCUCCGUUACCUGGACAUCUCGGAGAUUGACACCAUCAUCGGAAGCGCCAGUGCGCUGCUGGCUUCGGCCUCAACCCCGCUCUGCGUCAUCGAGAUUGAGGAGCGCGCCUACGAGAGGGCGGCCAAGCUGAAUAGAAACCUUGACAAGGUCGGAUGGACGACUAGCGAGUUUGGCAGCCGAUACUGGCUUGUCCGCAAGCCCGGCCGCGAUGUGCCGACGGAGCACCAGCGGCGAUGGUGGAAAAUGGGUGCAGAGAGCUGGGGGAUGAGGAAAGUUCCAGUUGCUGCUGCAGAGGUGGGCGGCAUGUAUGGAUCUUUUAUGUUUGGCAGGCGACUCUGA